Messenger RNA from Mercenaria mercenaria, 2460 nucleotides. Its product is annotated as filaggrin-2-like. NCBI's taxonomy places the organism in Eukaryota, Metazoa, Mollusca, Bivalvia, Venerida, Veneridae. The coding region runs from base 1 to 2460 and encodes 819 amino acids. The record is from RefSeq and is a predicted model, not a curated record. The transcript has a single exon.
AUGGCGGGCGGCGACGGCAAUAGUAGUGCAAAAGUGGAACGAUCAAUGGUUGACGUUAACAGUUGUACAAAGAAUGUGCAAUCAUCGUUUGACCGCAAAAGUAGUGCAAAGGAGGAAAAAUCAUUCGUUGGCGGCAUCAUUAGUACACAGGAGGAACAACCAUUUAUCGCAGGCAACUGUAGUACAAAGGAGGAACACUCACUGGCCGCCGGCAACAGUAGUAAAAAUGAGGAACACUCAUUGGUUGACGCCAAGUGUAGUACAACGACGGAACAACCACUGAUCGACGGCAACAUUAGUACAAAAGAGGAACAAUCAUUGUCUGAAGGCAACAGUAGUACAAAAGAGGAACAAUCAUUUGUCGGCGGCAAAGAUGCUACAAAAAAGGAACAAUCAUUGUUCGCCGGUAACGGUAGUACUAAGGAGGAGCAAUCGUUCCUUCACUGCAGCUGUAGUACAAAGGAAGAACAAUCAUUGGCCGUCGGCAACAGUAGUAUAAAGGAAAAACAAUCAUUGGUUAACAGCAACAGUAGUACAAAGGUUGAAAAGGAAUUGCCCGACGUUAACAGUAGUUCAAAGGAGGACAUAUCUUUGGUCGACGGCAACAGUAGUACAAAGGAGGAACAAUUAUUUGUCGAAAACUACGGUAGUAUAAAAAAGAAACAAUCAUUGGUCGACGGCAACAGUCAUACAAAGAAGGAACAAUCAUUGGCCAAGGCCAACAGUAAUGAAAAUGAGGAACUAUCAUUGGUCGGUGGCAACAGAAGUACAAAGGAGGAACAACCAUUCGUCGUAAGCAAUAGUAAUAAAAAGAAGGAAAAAUCAUUGGUCAACAACAACGUAAGUACAAAGAAGGAACAAUGUUUGAAGAACUGCAACAGUAGUACGAAGGUGGAAGAACCAUUAGUCGACGGCAAUGGUAGCACAAAGGAGGAAAAAUCAUUUGAGGACGGAAACAGUAGUACAGAGGAGGAGCAAUCAUUGGUCGACUGCAAAAGUAGUACAACGGUGGAACAACCAUUGGUCGACAGCAUCAGUAGCAGUAAGCAGGAACAACUACUGGUCUACGGCAACAGUAGCACAAAUCAGGAAGAAUCAUUGGUCGACUGCAACAGUAUUAAAAAUGAGGAACAAUCAUCGGUCGUCCGCAACAGUAGUACAAAGGAGGAACAAUCAUUUCUCGAGAGCAACAGUUGUUCAAAGGAGGAACAAUCAUUGUCAGAAGGUAACAGUUAUACAAAGGAGGAACAGUCAUUACUUAACGGCAACCCUACUACAAAGGAGGAACAAGCAUUUGUCGACGACUACGGUAGUACAAAAAGGGAACAAUCAUUAGUCGACGGCAACAGUAGUACAAACCAGGAACAAUCAUUGAUCGAAGGCAACAGUAGAACAAUCGCGGAACAAUCAUUGGUCGACGACAACAGGGUUACAAUGGAGGAAAUAUCACUGGUCGACGGCACCAGUAAUGCAAAUGAGGAACAAUCAUCGGUCAAGAGUAGGGUAAAUGAGGUACAAUCAAUAGUGGGCGGCGACAGCAAUAUUAGUGCAAAAGUGGAACGAUCAAUGGUUGACGUUAACAGUUGUACAAAGGAUGUACAAUCAUCGUUCGACCGCAGAAGUAGUGCAAAGGAGGAAAAAUCAUUCGUUGGCGACAUCAUCAGUACACAGGAGGAACAAUCAUUUAUCGCAGGCAACUGUAGUACAAAGGAGGAACACUCACUGGUCGCCAGCAACAGUAGUACAAAUGAGGAACACUCAUUGGUUGACGCCAAGUGUAGUACAAAGAAGGAACAAUUAUUUCUCGAAGGCAACUGUAGUACGAAGGAGGAACACUCAUUGGUCGCCGGCAACAGUAGUUCAAAAGAGGAACAAUCAUUGUUUGACGGCAAGUGUAGUACAACGAAGGAACAAUCAUUGGUCGACGGCAACAUUAGUACAAAAGAGGAACAAUCAUUUUUUGAAGGCAACAGUAGUUCAAAAAAGGAACAAUCAUUUGUCGACGGCAACAGUAGUGCAGAUGAGAAACAAUCAUUGGUCGACAGCGACGGCAUCAGUAGUGCAAAUGAGGAACAAUCAUUGGUCUAUUGCAACAGUUGUACAACUGAGGAACAAUCAUUUUUUGAAGGCAAAAGUAGUUCAAAAAAGGAACAAUCAUUUGUCAACGGCAACAGUAGUGCAGAUGAGAAACAAUCAUUGGUCGACAGCGACGGCAUCAGUAGUACAAAUGAGGAACAAUCAUUGGUCUAUUGCAACAGUUGUACAACUGAGGAACAAUCAUUGCUUGCAGGCAACAGUAGUACAAGGAUGGAACAAUCAUUGGUCCACGGCAACAAUAGUACAACUAACGAACAAUCAUUGUUUGCAGGCAACAGUACUACAGAUGAUGAACAAUCUGCGGAUGACGCAACAGUAGCACAAAUGAGGAACAGUCAUUGGUCGAUGUAUAAAGAACAAUAA